UAUUUAUUUGAAUAAUUGCCUAUCAUUUAAAUCUCUCACAUAAAGCAUAAAGUACAGCAGAUUCUUAAUAAAGGAUAAGAAAAAUAAACACAAAAACUAUCAAGUUCACCUUUAUAAAAACAAAUACUUUAUGAAUUAUUUAAUAUAAGACAAUAAAUACAACUUAUCACUCUUUCCUACCUAACUUGAUUCCAGAAGCAAUUUGUAACUGGUAAAUUCUCAAACUUAUUCUUUAAUUAAGUCAUCCCUUCCUUCACUGUUUUGUUUGUUUGUUUGUUUUUCUUCUAGGAUUUUCCAGUGUGUGAUUGUGCUGAUAUUUAGAAUAAAUGUCAGGAAAAAAUCAUACCAAAGUGACUGAAUUUAUCUUGCUAGGAUUAACAGACUCCCCUGAACUUCAAGUUAUGCUUUUUAUAUUAUUUUUGGUGAUUUACACUUUCACAAUGAUGGGAAAUGCAGGGAUGAUUACAUUAAUCAAAAUAGAUUCUCAACUCCACACACCUAUGUAUUUUUUUCUCACUAAUCUGUCCUUGGCUGAUAUUUUUUAUUCUUCAACUAUCACUCCAAAGAUGUUAGUUGAUUUAUUGUCUGAAAGAAAAAUCAUCUCUUUUGCUGGAUGCUUUUUGCAGAUGUAUGUCUUCAUUGCACUAAUAACUACUGAAUGUAUCCUCUUUGGACUGAUGGCUUAUGACCGCUAUGUGGCCAUCUGUAAUCCACUGCUUUAUCCAGCAACCAUGUCAAGGGCAGUCUGCCUGAAGAUGGCCUUUGGGGCUUUCACAGAAGGAUUCUUGAACUCCAUUAUUCAUUCUAGUUACAUAAGUAGUUUAUCCUACUGUGGCUCUAAUGUCAUCCAUCACUUUUUCUGUGACAGUCCCCCAAUUCUCAAACUCUCUUGCUCUGACACUCAAAUGAAUGAAACUAUUAUUUUCAUUUGUGCUGGGAUAAACAUGUUGGGAACAGUUCUGAUCAUCCUUACUUCUUAUAUCUAUAUCCUUUUCUCUAUUUUACGCUUGAAUUCAGUUGAAGGGAGGCGCAAAGCUUUCUCAACUUGUGCUUCUCAUCUUACAGCUAUUGCUAUAUUUUAUGGAACUGAGAUUGUUACUUAUUUGUGUCCAAGUUCAAGUUACUCCCCAACUCAAGGAAAAGUUAUAUCUGUAUUUUACACAGUGGUUAUCCCCAUGUUGAACCCUUUAAUCUACAGCUUGAGAAAUGAGGAAGUGAAGAGAGCUUUAAAGAGUGCUCUUACUAGGAAAAGGAUCCCAACCCUUAUAUGACAUUUUUUAGGAUAAUAAACUUAAAUUAAAAUUCAAAUAUGUAAUUCUUUCAACUUCUAAUUACUGACAUUAGCUGAGGUAGCCUUAGUGUGUCUUUUGUUUGUCCAUUUUACUUUACAUGACAAUAGAAGUUCUAAUUAUAAUAAUUAUGGAGAACAGAGUGGCAAUGAA
Sarcophilus harrisii (Tasmanian devil) is the source of this 1442-nucleotide messenger RNA. Its product is annotated as olfactory receptor 5F1-like. The record is from RefSeq and is a predicted model, not a curated record. Lineage: Eukaryota; Metazoa; Chordata; Mammalia; Dasyuromorphia; Dasyuridae. Gene Ontology annotation, molecular function: olfactory receptor activity; G protein-coupled receptor activity; odorant binding. Gene Ontology annotation, cellular component: membrane. The transcript has a single exon. The coding region runs from base 327 to 1271 and encodes 314 amino acids. Gene Ontology annotation, biological process: sensory perception of smell; G protein-coupled receptor signaling pathway.